AACAAUGCUACGUGAAGUGUGUUUAACCGCAUAUUUUCAGAUUAAAAAAUAUGUUUUAUCUCAAAUUGUUUCUUCCUUUUUUCGUAUUCCAUCUUUGCACGACGCUCGAAUGCUACGACGGAACAAAAAUUAUUGGAAGUGGAUCAAAAAAGAAAUGUGAGCAUGCUUCCGAUUUUUGUUACAACAUGACCGUUGCUCUUGCACGAUUUCCCGAGGUGAUCGUGGCUGGUUGUUCGAAUAUGGGAUGCAGGCUAAGCCAAAAUAGAUGCAUUGAAAAGAAGUUUCGAGGACGUAGGGUCACGUUUUGUUGCUGUAACCAUUUCGACCUUUGCAAUUCAAAGUUCACUUAUCUCAAUAAACGCGAAAAGAUGAAACAAGAAGCGAAGGACUUGGGAAAGAUUGGAAAAACGAUUGGCAGGGACUUAGGGAAGAUUGGAGAGAGGAUCGGCAGGGAUUUAGGGAUCAUCAAAAAGGGGACCGGACGGCAGCAGUGAAGGCGUUGGGU
Cylicocyclus nassatus is the source of this 505-nucleotide messenger RNA. Lineage: Eukaryota; Metazoa; Nematoda; Chromadorea; Rhabditida; Strongylidae. The record is from the annotation of a GenBank genome assembly.